UUUGCAAUUUGAAUCUUCACAUGCAGGUGCUCAAGACAGUCCUCCUGGUCGCGACCGUCGUCGCCGGCUGCAGCGAGUUCCGCCUCAACUCGGACCGCAGCGUCCUCUCGGCGCGGACGAUGGACUUCCAAAUCGACCUGGACAGUACCGUCGAGAUCAUUCCACGUGGCACACUUGUCGAAGAGCCCAUCGUCAAAGAUUGCCCCGACUGCGCCGACUACGCCUGGACGACGUCGUAUGGCUACGUCGGCUUCAACAUGUUUGGCGUCAACGUGGCCACAGACGGGCUGAACGAAGCCGGGCUCUCGGCGGCGUGGCUGUACCUCGUCGGUACCCAGUACCCGGUUGUGAACGCAUCCGACCCGCGCCCCGUCGUCACGUCCUUGAUCACGUACAUCCUCGGUAACUUUGCCAGCGUCAUCGACGUCCGCCGCGGCUUGCGCGACGUCCAAGUCGCCGAGUUUGACCCGGUGCUCGGCUCGCUCUUCUCGCACGGCGCCCGCGAGUCGUCGUACCCGCUGCAUGUGGCCGUGCACGACGCCGCGGGUGCGAGCCUCGUGAUCGAGUUCCUCAACGGAACCAUGCACCUGUACGACAACCCGAACGGCGUCAUGACCAACGCGCCGCCGCUGCCAACGCAUCUCGCGACGCUCAAGGCCAACGGCGUCGACACCGUGCCGGGCGGAUACGACUCGAUUGCGCGCUUCCAGCGGCUCUCGGUGCUCAACCACUUUGCCACGCAACCGUACAAUGCCAACACGAGCUACUCGGCGUCGACGUCCGAGCAGGCCGACGUCUCGCUGGCGCUGCACCUCAUCGACACGGUCACGAUCCCAGAGCCAGCGCAGGCCCAUGGCGACGCCACGCAGUACUCUGUCGUCCGCGACCACACGCGCAAGAAGCUGCACUUCAAGUCGACCGAGAACCAAGUGCUUCGCACCAUCGACUUUGGACAGAUUGACUUUAACGAUCCGUCGACGCGCAAGUCGCUGCCCGUGACCUUUGGCAAGUGGUUUGUAGACGUGACGCAGGACGCGCUCGCGUCCAGUGUCCGCUCGAUCGACAUGCCGCCGCGGUCGAUGGUCAUCGCCAAGCUCCACGGCCUCGCGCAGCAGACAGCACAGCUGCACGCCAACCUGGAUACGCUGCCGUCGUACGUACAUCCGGACCGCACGGUCGCGAGCUUCCUCAUGGGCGCCGUCGUCGGUCUCGCAUGCGCGGUGCUCGGCGUCGUCUGCUACCGAGCGUACCGCCACCGCCUCGACCACCACACCAAGGAGUACGUGCACUUGGCCUAAGACUAAGAUACACGUAAAACGAGCGUCAGUUUUGUGUGCA
Messenger RNA from Saprolegnia parasitica CBS 223.65, 1338 nucleotides. RefSeq lists its product as hypothetical. The transcript has a single exon. The record is from RefSeq and is a predicted model, not a curated record. The coding region runs from base 21 to 1298 and encodes 425 amino acids. Lineage: Eukaryota; Oomycota; Saprolegniomycetes; Saprolegniales; Saprolegniaceae.